AUGUGUGAUGGUGUUAGAUCCUAUUAAUUUACGCAGUUCGUCAGCUGUGCUGCUAAAUUCCGAAACGAUGUCGGAAGGAACAUUAGAAAGAAAUCGCGCAGAAAAAGCUUUAAUUGUAACAAAUAAAACACCAACUCAUUGCCAGUUCUUCAAGAAUUCUGGAGUUAAAAAUUAUUCAGAUAAAAAUGGCAAUGAUGUUCCUAAAUCAGUCAAUAAAAAUAGAAAGACAUUCGCGUUUUGGACACUUGUGUUUUUAAUAUUUAUUUUUGGUUUUGGCAAUUUGUUUCUGACAUGUACAAUGCUGUUCGUGCUGCGGCUUGGCCAAGGUAUGGAGAGUAUGGAGUUUUUACCGGAACAUAACGCUAUCAAAUUCUUCGGCGACACGGAUUUUGAGCAUCUAUACAAGAAGGAUGGUUUAAUAGAGAGCUUUAAAGACACGCCGCUGACAAUAUCUAGCGAAAAUGGAUCUGUUCUGCUGAAUUUACAGACUAAACCAUCUCGCUACGAGAACAAGCUGACAGUGAACACGUCUGGAGUAUUCGUCCGCGGAGUAUCAGCUAUGGAACUGACAGACCCUGACUCCGGGGAGGUGGUGUUCAGCACCGCAGCUACUGAGAUGAAUGUGCCGGACGGAGUUGGGAACAUUCAUGCUAAGCAAGUAAUAGUGAAAAGAAUAGCAGCCCCAACGGACGAGGAUCUGCUCCUGCGCUCCGAGGCAUCAGCCUACCUUCGAGGAGCAGAAGGGACGCAUAUGGAAUCAAAAGAACUAUUCUGGAGCGCAGACCAGGACAUCUACUUAAAGUCCAUCAACGGUUCUAUAGUUUUAAGCGGUAAAGAUGGGGUUUUUAUCGAUGUUAGGUAUCUCCCCAUCGCCAGUUCAGUAAAUAGGACUGAUAAAUAUGGACAGGGGACUGGGCAGUUUAAAAUCUGUGUUUGUAUGCCCCAAGGAAAGUUGUUCAGGAUUGCUGUGCCGACGGGGCAGAAAGUUUCCUGUGCCCAUAUCAAUAUGACAGGGGAUUUGAAUCCUUGUAUGUAGAUUCUGAGGGGUUUUUGUGUCACGAUCAGCUUGGAACUUCCC
Messenger RNA from Spodoptera exigua (beet armyworm), 1078 nucleotides. NCBI's taxonomy places the organism in Eukaryota, Metazoa, Arthropoda, Insecta, Lepidoptera, Noctuidae. The record is from the annotation of a GenBank genome assembly.